Messenger RNA from Ixodes scapularis (black-legged tick), 378 nucleotides. RefSeq lists its product as uncharacterized. The transcript has 4 exons. Lineage: Eukaryota; Metazoa; Arthropoda; Arachnida; Ixodida; Ixodidae. Bases 1 to 378 code for a protein of 125 amino acids. The record is from RefSeq and is a predicted model, not a curated record.
AUGAAAACAAAGAUACUACUCGCACUUUUAACCGUGGUGCUUAUUUCGACGACCGUUGAGAAGGGGGUAUCCUCCUUAGACAUUGCGGAACGAGGGUGCUUGAGCCUUGUUGCAGAAGGUGGAGACAUUAUUUGCGAUCUUAAUGGACAUAAGAUGUAUACACGAUUUAAUGGUGGCAACUGCUCUUUGGGUUGCUUCGGCGGAAACUUUUGGGUCAGACUGCCCGACGGAGUUUGUAGUGUGGUGGGACUAAAGGAAUGCACGGAUGAGGUGAAAACAAUACUCAUUGAAUGGAAAGCGAAAUUGAAGGUACGACUACUAAACACUAAGGAAGUUAAGUGUCCACCUCGAAGUGAGAGCAGGAGCUUCCAAGAUUGA